UUGACAAAUGCUACAAAUAAAGAAAACAAUACAAAAGAGUACGAUACAAAUCCAAAUACUACACAUAUAAAUUAUACAGAAUUGCACAUCUUGAAAUGGGUUUGGUUUACUAUUGGUUUUGGAACUAGUGUACUCAUAAUGUUAAUUAUUAUAAAUGCCAAAUUAUAUUGUCAAGUCUGUAAUUGUAUCUUCAGGAUCCUUCGACGGCAUUUCAUCAUUUGGUAUAAUUGGUGUUUUUCCAUUAAUAUAUAUUCUGUCUCGGCAGAACAAAUUGUUAUGUCUAGAUCAGAACACACGUCGUCUGCUGCACAAUUGGGACAACGCACGUCGUCUGCCGCAACACAAUCUACAUCGUUUGUCUCACAAUUGCGCCAAUCUACGUCUACCUCACAAUUGCCCCAAUCUACGACGUCUGCCUCAAAACUGCCCCAAUCUAUGUCGCUUGACUCACAAUUGCCCCAAAUUACGUCAUUUGCCUCAAAAUUGCCACAAUCUCAGUCGCUUAACUCAAAAUUGCCAGCACGAUUCAUCAAGUUGCCUGUUUCACAAUUGCCAGCACCCACGUCGACUGUCCGGCAAUUGCCAGGACCCACGCCUCUCUCAAAAUUGCCACAACCUUCGUUGUCUGUCGCACAAUCUGAGUCGUAUGAGUUACUAAAAUUGGAACGAUACAUGAAGCGGUAUUUGCCUUCCUCAACACUUUCACAAUCUACGCCGCUUAUGUCAGAAUUGCUCCAAUCUCAGUCGCCUAAAACACAAUUGCGAUUCAUCAAAUCUAUGUCGUCUGUCACAAAUCAGUCACAAUCUUCACAACAAUCACAACCGUUAAAAGUCUCACAGCAAUCGCACAUGCCACAGCAACAAGCACCAUCAAUUCCAGUUUCAAAUCAAUUGCAAGUUAUGGCCCAACCUACAACUACCCCGGUUACCGCACAAAUCACAACCAUACCUGCCAUAACGAUUGCCAAAUCAACUGCGAUCACAACAACUGCAUCGACGACUUCUGACACUAAUCCUGAAGAUUAUAUAAAUCCGCUGUUUAAAUAUUGAUAAUACGCUGAUCAUACGUUAUAUUGUCGUAUAUGACAAAUUUUAAGGACUCACUAAUUUUUGAUAUUACUGUGAUGAUGGAUUGUUAAACGAGUUUUAAUUCCUGAUGAAGAUUAUAUAAAUCCGCUGUUUAAAUGUUGAUAAUACGCUAAUUAUAUACGU
Messenger RNA from Temnothorax curvispinosus, 1212 nucleotides. RefSeq names its product hyphal wall protein 2-like. Lineage: Eukaryota; Metazoa; Arthropoda; Insecta; Hymenoptera; Formicidae. Bases 139 to 1050 code for a protein of 303 amino acids. The transcript has 5 exons. The record is from RefSeq and is a predicted model, not a curated record.